Messenger RNA from Thlaspi arvense, 4268 nucleotides. The record is from the annotation of a GenBank genome assembly. Lineage: Eukaryota; Viridiplantae; Streptophyta; Magnoliopsida; Brassicales; Brassicaceae.
AUGUCAAAAAACGUUAGGUUAAGAAAGGAGUAUCUCUACAGGAAAAACUUGGAAGGUGAUGAGCGUCUUCUCUAUGAGAAGAAGCGGAAGAUUAGGGAAGCCCUGCAAGAAGGAAAGCCGAUUCCUACUGAGCUCCGAAACGAGGAGGCGAAGCUUCGACAGGAAAUUGAUCUUGAAGAUCAAAAUACCGCCGCUCCACGCAGUCAUAUCGAUGAUGAAUAUGCAAACGCAACGGAGAAAAACCCGAAGAUUUUGUUGACAACGUCUAGGGAUCCAAGUUCUACGCUCACCCGAUUCGUGAAGGUCAUUGCUGAGAUUAUUGAAACCGCUCGUUCGCAUGAUUUUACUGAUGUGAUAUUCGUUAAUGAGCAACGAGGUGUGCCUGUUAGUCUUAUUAUCUCUCAUCUCCCAUUUGGACCGACUGCAUCCUUUGGAUUACUCAAUGUGGUAACGAGACAUGAAAUUACAACCAAGAAAGCAAUGGGAAAAAUGUCAGAGCAGUUUCCUCAUCUCAUUUUCAACAACUUUACAAGUCAGUUGGGUAAAAGAGUUUCAAACAUCUUAAAACACAUCUUCCCAGUUCCAAAACCGGACUCAAAACGUAUCGUUACUUUUUCUAAUAAUACUGAUUAUAUCUCAUUCAGGAAUCAUGUCUAUGAUAAAGGAGAGAGAGGUCCGAAAUCGGUUGAGCUUAAAGAACUCGGUCCUCGGUUCGAGUUGCGGCUCUACCAGUUGAAACUAGGAACUGUGGAACAAGAAGAAGCAGAUGUCGAAUGGGUUAUUAGACCGUACAUGAACACUGCUAAAAAGCGCCAAAAAAAUUUAUAUGCCAAGAAAAAGAUAUCUGAGCACCAUAGAAGUGCUAAAGGGAUAACAGCGACAGGGAAAGUGGAUAACACAAAAUACUAUAAUGUUGAAAUAAAUAAAAUACAAACUAUAAUCUCUUUUAGUUUCUCCUCGUCAUCUCAGUUCUGCCUCGUUCAUCUGAUCAUCGCAUCUCGGGGUUUGGGUGUUUUGUUUUUAAUGGCUCGGUUGAUAAUUCCUUGUCGAAGUUCGUCUCUGGCUAGGUUCAACUUUCUGGGUUUGCUCUCUCACGCUCCUGCUCCCGUUAGAAGCGGUUCUCUUCCAUUUCGCAGUUCAGCGAAGAGAGUUGCUCAGUACAGGCCGUUUCUUACUUCCGAGGCUACUUGUUUGAGGAAGAGUCGGUUUCUAUCACAUUCUGUUGAUAGGUAUAAGCAAAAUAGCAGGAGGCUGAUUUGUUCCGUUGCUGCAGAAUCUGUUCCGGAUAAAGUUGAAGAAUCCAAAAUGGAUGCUCCUAAAGAAAUAUUCCUCAAGAACUACACAAAGCCUGAUUACUACUUUGAAACUGUGGAUCUGAGCUUCUCUCUAGGUGAAGAGAAGACAAUUGUUAGCUCUAAAAUUAAGGUUACUCCUCGAGUUAAAGGAUCCUCCGCCGCAUUGGUCUUGGAUGGAAUUGACUUGAAGCUACUUUCAGUCAAGGUUGAGGGGAAGCUUCUAAAGGAAGGGGAUUACCAGUUGGACUCUCGUUAUCUCACUCUGCCUUCACUUCCGGCCGCGGAGUCCUUUGUUUUGGAAAUUGAUACUGAGAUUUACCCUCACAAGAAUACGUCACUUGAUGGGCUCUACAAGUCAUCUGGGAACUUUUGCACACAGUGUGAAGCAGAGGGUUUCCGGAAGAUCACAUUUUACCAGGAUCGUCCUGAUAUCAUGGCAAAGUACACAUGCCGCGUGGAAGCUGACAAGUCACUUUAUCCUGUGUUAUUGUCCAAUGGAAAUCUCAUUUCUCAAGGAGAUACAGAGGGAGGUCGGCACUAUGCCUUGUGGGAAGAUCCAUUCAAGAAACCGUGCUAUCUAUUUGCUCUAGUGGCUGGACAACUAGCGAGCAGAGAUGAUACAUUCACCACGCGCUCUGGUAGGCAGGUGUCUCUUAAAAUCUGGACUCCUGCAGAAGAUCUACCAAAGACUGCUCAUGCAAUGUAUUCUCUGAAGGCGGCCAUGAAGUGGGAUGAGGAUGUGUUUGGCCUUGAGUAUGACCUGGAUCUCUUCAACAUUGUUGCCGUUCCAGAUUUUAACAUGGGAGCCAUGGAGAACAAGAGUUUAAAUAUUUUUAAUUCCAAGCUUGUCCUGGCAUCUCCAGAAACUGCAACAGACGCAGAUUAUGCUGCAAUUCUGGGAGUUAUUGGUCAUGAAUACUUCCACAAUUGGACAGGCAACAGGGUGACAUGCCGUGACUGGUUCCAACUCAGUCUAAAGGAAGGACUUACUGUCUUCCGUGACCAGGAGUUUUCAUCUGACAUGGGAAGCCGUACUGUAAAGCGAAUUGCUGAUGUUUCAAAGCUGAGGAUCUAUCAAUUUCCGCAGGAUGCUGGUCCUAUGGCACAUCCUGUUCGUCCACAUUCAUACAUCAAGGGAGCUGAGGUUGUGAGGAUGUACAAAACUCUGCUAGGAAGUCAAGGGUUCCGAAAGGGAAUGGAUCUCUAUUUUAAGAGACAUGAUGAGCAAGCCGUGACUUGUGAAGACUUCUUUGCUGCUAUGCGUGAUGCAAACAAUGCAGAUUUUGCUAAUUUCUUGCAAUGGUACUCUCAAGCUGGAACGCCAGUUGUCAAAGUGGCCUCCUCUUACGAUGCUGAAGCUCGUACCUUCUCUUUGAAAUUCAGUCAGGAGACACCCCCGACUCCAUGCCAGCCAACAAAAGAACCAACAUUUAUUCCAGUAGUGGUUGGUCUUCUAGACUCAAGUGGGAAAGACAUUACACUUUCCUCUGUUUAUCAUGAUGGUACACCGCAAGCCAUUUCAAGCAGCAGCACAAUUCUUCGAGUGACUAAGAAAGAAGAAGAGUUUGUGUUCUCUGAUAUAUCAGAAAGACCUGUUCCAUCCCUAUUUAGGGGAUUCAGUGCCCCAGUUCGCGUUGAGACUGAUCUCUCCAGUGAUGAUCUUUUCUUCCUCCUAGCCCAUGAUUCAGAUGAAUUCAAUCGGUGGGAGGCAGGUCAGGUUCUGGCAAGGAAGCUCAUGCUGAACUUAGUUUCUGACUUCCAGCAAAAUAAACCGUUGGUUCUAAACCCAAAAUUCGUGCAAGGUCUCGGCAGCGUGCUUUCUGACUCGAGCUUGGACAAGGAAUUUAUAGCCAAAGCAAUAAUAAUGCCUGGGGAGGGAGAGAUAAUGGACAUGAUGGCCGUGGCGGAUCCCGAUGCUGUUCAUGCUGUUCGAGAGUUUGUCAGAAAACAGCUUGCAUCUGAACUUAAAGCUGAGUUUCUAAAGAUAGUCGAGAACAAUAGAAGCACUGAAGCUUAUGUCUUUGACCACCCAAACAUGGCGAGGCGUGCUUUAAAGAAUGUAGCGCUAGCUUACCUUGCAUCUCUCGAGGAUCCAGAGUUUGUGGAACUUGCAUUGAGUGAAUACAAGACGGCCACCAAUUUGACCGACCAGUUUGCUGCUUUGGUUUCUCUUUCCCAAAACCCGGGUAAAACCCGUGACGACGUUCUUGCUGACUUCUAUGACAAGUGGCAGGACGAUUACUUGGUUGUUAAUAAAUGGUUCCUCCUUCAAGCAACGUCUGACAUUCCUGGCAACGUGGAGAAUGUCAAGAAGCUUGUGGAUCAUCCAGCUUUUGAUCUGCGCAAUCCGAACAAGGCAAGGUUCUGUGGUUCUGUGGUGAAUUUCCAUGCCAAAGAUGGAUCGGGUUACAAGUUCUUGGGCGACAUUGUUGUCCAGUUAGACAAAUUGAAUCCUCAGGUUGCGUCUCGUAUGGUGUCUGCCUUUUCGAGGUGGAAGCGGUACGAUGAAUCCCGGCAAGCUCUAGCCAAGGCGCAAUUGGAGAUGAUAAUGUCAGCAAACGGAUUGUCUGAGAAUGUGUUUGAGAUUGCCUCCAAGAGUUUGGCUGGUUGAGAGAGAGACGUUAAGAGUCCUUUUAAAGACGUUAACUAUUUUUAGUUAAUGAAAUAAGCAAAUGGGUUAUAUAAUAAAGUAUCACAGAUUGUUUUAACCUGUUAGUUUUUACUUUUUAUAAUGAACUCGUGCAUUAUUUAUAUAAUCUGCCAACAGUGGCAAAGUCGUCAUCAUGCGAUGCCUGUUGUUUAUUGACAUAUCAAAUAAUGAAUCUCACUGUGCCGAUAUCACAAAUCUUAUCGGCAUCAAGCAAGAAUUGGCAUCUCAGGCUAUCCUCCCAAGAUUUUGUCUACCUAUCGAAUCAACACAUUUGAUAAUAAAUGUAAAGUAUGGUCAUAAUGAGAUUAACUAGAGAAGCACAC